This is a messenger RNA of Colius striatus (speckled mousebird), 1615 nucleotides long. It is a transcript of the gene HDAC8, whose product is annotated as histone deacetylase 8. The record is from RefSeq and is a predicted model, not a curated record. Bases 37 to 1158 code for a protein of 373 amino acids. NCBI's taxonomy places the organism in Eukaryota, Metazoa, Chordata, Aves, Coliiformes, Coliidae. The transcript has 11 exons. Gene Ontology annotation, molecular function: histone deacetylase activity.
CCCGCGGCCUGCGCCGGGCCGGGCCUGCAGCUGCCCAUGGCGGCGGGGCCCAUGGCGGCGGGGCCGCUGCCGGUGUACGUGUACAGCCCGGAGUACGUGGCCCUCUGCGACUCCCUCUGCAAAGUGCCCAAGCGGGCCAGUAUGGUUCAUUCGUUGAUCGAAGCGUAUUCCUUACUUGACCAGAUGAAGAUAGUCAAGCCCAAAGUGGCCUCCAUGGAGGAGCUGGCGAGCUUCCACACGGAUGCUUACCUGCAGCACCUGCAGAAGGUCAGCGAGGAGGGCGAUGAUGACCACCCCGAGUCUGUGGAGUAUGGACUGGGUUACGACUGUCCGGCCACUGAAGGAGUGUUUGAGUACGCGGCAGCCGUGGGAGGAGCCACCAUCACCGCAGCCCAGUGCCUGCUGGAGGGCAAGUGCAAGGUAGCAAUUAACUGGCCUGGAGGGUGGCAUCAUGCAAAGAAAGAUGAGGCUUCUGGCUUCUGUUACCUCAACGAUGCUGUCCUGGGGAUCCUGCGUCUGCGCCAGAGGUUUGACCGUGUCCUCUACAUUGACUUGGAUUUGCACCACGGGGAUGGAGUUGAAGAUGCUUUUAGUUUCACCUCCAAAGUCAUGACUGUUUCUCUGCACAAGUUUUCACCAGGAUUUUUCCCAGGCACCGGGGAUGUGACGGAUGUUGGCCUGGGGAAGGGUCGCUAUUACAGCGUCAAUGUGCCCAUUCAGGAUGGCAUUCAGGAUGAGAAGUAUUACCACAUCUGUGAGAACGUGCUGAAGGAGGUGUAUGCUGCCUUCAAGCCCGACGCGGUUGUGCUGCAGCUCGGGGCAGACACCAUCGCUGGAGAUCCCAUGUGCUCCUUCAACAUGACUCCUGAGGGAGUGGGCAAGUGCCUCAAGUAUGUCCUGCAGUGGCAGCUAGCAACUCUCAUCCUGGGAGGAGGAGGCUACAACCUUGCCAACACAGCUCGCUGCUGGACCUACUUGACUGGGGUAAUCCUUGGGAGAACACUGUCCUCUGAGAUUCCUGACCAUGAGUUCUUCACAGAGUAUGGUCCUGACUACGUGCUGGAGAUCACCCCGAGCUGCAGGCCAGACCGCAAUGAGCCACAGAGGAUCCAGGAAAUUCUCAACUCUAUCAAAGGGAACCUGAAGCACGUGGUUUAGUGGAGAAGGAAGGCUCAGGUUUCCCCAUUUCCCACGGGGAAGAUGCUGUGUUUACGUGAGCAGCUGCUGGAGUGUGUGGCUGCAGGACAGAGCUGGAGGAAAUUCCUGUUGGUUGGUUGAUUUUGUUCUCUUUAAAGAAGGAAAAUGCUGUGCACUGAGCCCCAUGGCUGGCCCCAGGCAGGAGCCACGGGCUGCCAGUGCUGGCACAGCCUCUCUUGCUCCGUUCUCGUUCCCUUUUGAACAUCACAGAGUUGAUUCUCGCAGCUGCUUUUACAUGUUUUCCAGGAGGGCGGCUCCUGGGAGCUGUGGCCCCUCCCCAGCUGCAGCCCAGGGCUGUGUCCUUCCCUACAGGAGCUGCCUGGGGCAGGGCCUGGGCUGUGCCUGUGCCCACACACAGACACACACACACACUGUGCUUUUCACUGGGGUUUAUACAAAAUAAAGUGUUUGAAGUAUA